GGGGGGCGUUGCAUGCUCGGGGAGAGGUCCCAGGUGUGGGUGUCUGCACGGAGCUGGCUGUGAAGGGUCCGUCGGAGAUUUGCCUGGAAGGGGAGUGGUGUGUGUCAGUGUUGAGUGCCCAGCUUAGUGGUUCUGUGCCCGGGAACCAAACUUGGGCGUGAAACAAAGGGUACUCUUGGAACCAAACUUAGGCCCCUGUGUCCACGGUGAAAAAAGAUCGCUGAAAUCGGCCUCUGCAACAUGAGGUAGAACAGUGGAAUCUGUCUGUAUGGAUUAUGCGACAUGAUUCCUGUUCCCUGGAAAACGGCUGGAGAGAGUCAUAUUGGAUACAGCCCGCAAGUCUAAAUGUAGAGUUUGAGCGCAGAUCUCAGAUCAAGUUGUAAAGGUGAAAAUGAGUUCUUCAGUAAGAAGAAAAGGCAAGCCAGGCAAAGGAAGUGGGAAAGGGUCUUCCAGAGGAGGAAGAGGAGGCAGGAGUAACGCUAGUAAAUCUCAUGGUGGUGGCAGCAGUGGUGGCAAUAGAAAGGCCUCAAGUAGAACUUGGGAUGAUGGCGAUGACUUUUGUAUCUUCAGUGAAUCAAGGUCCUCAACCAGACCUAGCAACAGUAACGUAAGAAAAGGAGACACACGCCCCAAAUGGAAGCCCAAAGCCAAAGUGCCCUUACAGACUCUACAUAUGACUUCUGAGAAUCAAGAGAAAGUGAAAGCUCUUCUCCGAGACCUGCAAGAACAAGAUGCGGAUGCUGGAUCUGAAAGAAGCAUCUCUGGGGAGGAGGAAGAUGAUGAGCCUGACUGUGAUGAUGCACAGUACUGGUUAGCUGGACAAGAAGCUUCCCUUGUUCCUGACUCUGAUCCUUUGGAUUAUGCUGGCUCAGGCCCAGUGGAGCCUUAUAAUCCAGAACUUAUAGUCUCAACAGUUGCAGUGCAAAAACUUUCCAGGUAUGGUUUCAACCCUGAACGCUGUCAGGCAGCCCUGAGGGUUUGUGACGGAGAUGUAGGGGCAUCACUAGAAUAUCUGCUCAUCCAGUGUUUUUCUGAGACAUUCGGAGAGAGGAUGAAAAUCUCUGAGGCAGUUGCACAUAUGAGCGAGGAUGAGUGUGUGGAACCGCGACAGGAAGAGGCAUUUGCUCUCAAGUCAAUCUGUGGAGAAAAAUUCGUGGAAAGAAUUCAGAACAGAGUUUGGACCAUUGGAUUAGAACUGGAGUAUUUGACAAGUAAAUUCCGCAAAUCCAAGCAAAAGGGAAGUACCAAAAAUAUACAGGAGACUUCACUUGAUAUCUGUAAAUUUUACCUCAAAGGAAACUGUAAAUUUGGAUCAAAAUGCAAAUUCAAACAUGAAGUGCCCCCAAAUCAAAUUGUUGGAAGAGUAGAAAGAAGUGUAGAUGAUUCUCACCUUAAUGCUCAUGAAGAUGAAUCUUUUUUAUAUGAACUUGAAAUUCGAUUUUCUAAAGACCACAAAUACCCCUACGAAGCUCCCCUGGUGGCAUUUUAUUCCACCAAUGAGAGUCUACCUCUGGCUUGUCGUUUACAUAUUUCUGAGUUCCUUUAUGGCAAGGCCUUGACUUUUGCAGAAACUGCAGAACCUGUUGUAUAUUCUUUGAUUACCCUUUUAGAGGAAGAAUCAGAAAUAGUCAAUCUACUAACAAAUACCCAUCACAAGUACAGUGAUCCUCCAGUGAACUUUCUGCCAGUAUCCUCUGGGAUCAGAAUAACUAAUCCUUUCUGUCGUAAACCAGUGAUUCCACAUAAUUCUUUUGUUUCAAGUCGAAUUCCAGAAGUUGAAAAAGAAUCAGAACCUCAGGAGGAGACAGAUGAGGAUGAAGGUCCUGCACCAGUGGUAGUGGAGAAUGAAAGCUAUGUGAACCUUAAGAAAAAGAUUUCCAAAAGAUAUGACUGGCAGGCAAAAUCAGUACAUGCUGAGAAUGCUAAAAUCUGCAAGCAGUUCCAAAUAAAACAGACCUCCAGACAGUUCCAGUCAAUUCUGCAAGAAAGACAGUCACUGCCUGCUUGGGAAGAAAAAGAAACCAUUCUUCAAUUGUUGAGCAAGCACCAAGUACUUGUUAUCAGUGGUAUGACUGGAUGUGGGAAAACCACACAGAUCCCACAGUUCAUAUUGGAUGAUUCUCUGAACGGACCACCAGAGAAGGUGGCUAACAUCAUCUGCACCCAGCCCCGACGAAUCUCUGCAAUCUCUGUCGCUGAGCGUGUUGCUAAAGAGCGAGCAGAAAGGGUGGGUCUGACUGUGGGAUACCAGAUCCGCUUGGAGAGCGUCAAGUCCUCAGCCACCAGGCUGCUAUACUGCACCACAGGAGUGCUGCUGAGAAGGCUCGAGGGAGACACAGCCCUACAAGGAAUCACCCAUAUCAUUGUUGAUGAAGUCCAUGAGAGGACAGAAGAAAGUGACUUCUUGCUGCUAGUUUUGAAGGACAUUGUGUUGCAGAGACCAACGCUCCAAGUUAUUCUGAUGAGUGCAACUUUAAAUGCUGAGCUCUUUUCAGAAUAUUUCAGUUCCUGCCCAGUUAUUACUAUACCAGGUCGAACUUUUCCUGUUGAUCAGUUUUUUCUGGAAGAUGCAAUUGCUGUGACAAGGUACGUGAUACCGGAUGGGAGCCCAUAUAUGCGCUCCAUGAAACAGAUGUCAAAGGAGAAGCUUAAAGCAAGGCGCAGCAGAACUGCAUUUGAAGAAGUAGAGGAAGACCUGAGGCUUUCCCUUCACCUCCAGGAUCAGGAUUCUGUCAGAGAUGCAGUGCCAGAUCAGCAGUUAGAUUUUAAGCAGCUCCUGGCUCGCUAUAAAGGGGUUAGCAAAUCAGUCAUCAAAACGAUGUCCAUCAUGGAUUUUGAAAAGGUUAAUCUUGAAUUAAUCGAGGCCUUGUUAGAAUGGAUUGUGGAUGGAAAGCACUCCUACCCCCCAGGUGCUAUACUUGUAUUUUUACCUGGAUUGGCAGAAAUCAAAAUGCUUUAUGAACAGCUACAGUCUAAUUCUCUUUUCAACAACAGACGUAGUUAUCGAUGUGUUGUUCACCCACUUCAUUCAUCUUUAUCCAGUGAAGAGCAGCAAGCUGUGUUUAUAAAACCUCCUGUAGGUGUAACUAAGAUUAUAAUUUCCACCAACAUUGCUGAGACAUCCAUAACCAUUGAUGAUGUUGUCUAUGUCAUCGAUUCUGGGAAAAUGAAAGAAAAGAGAUAUGAUGCCAGCAAAGGGAUGGAAAGUCUAGAGGAUACUUUUGUCUCUCAAGCCAAUGCUCUGCAAAGAAAAGGUCGAGCUGGUCGUGUUGCAUCUGGGGUCUGCUUCCAUUUGUUCACUAGCCAUCACUUCAGUCACCAGCUUUUAAAGCAGCAGCUGCCAGAAAUACAAAGAGUGCCAUUGGAACAGCUCUGUCUAAGAAUUAAAAUUUUGGAAAUGUUUAGCACUCAUAAUCUCCAAUCGGUGUUCUCUCGGCUCAUUGAACCACCACACCCUGAUUCUCUUCGUGCCUCAAAAAUACGAUUACGAGACUUGGGAGCAUUAACUACAGAUGAAAAACUGACCCCCCUUGGGUAUCACUUAGCCUCUUUGCCUGUGGAUGUGAGAAUUGGCAAACUGAUGCUAUUUGGGUCUAUCUUCCGCUGUUUGGAUCCUGCUCUCACCAUCGCUGCCAGUUUGGCUUUUAAGUCUCCUUUUGUGUCUCCCUGGGAUAAAAAAGAGGAAGCUAACCAGAAAAAGUUAGAAUUUGCAUUCGCAAACAGUGAUUAUCUGGCCCUUCUACAAGCAUAUAAGGGGUGGCAGCUAAGUAUGAAAGAAGGUAUGCGAGCAAGUUAUAAUUACUGCAGACAAAACUUCUUGUCGGGCAGAGUUCUUCAGGAAAUGGCCAGCCUCAAACGACAAUUUACUGAACUGUUAUCAGAUAUAGGCUUUGCGAAGGAGGGACUCAGAGCCAGAGAAAUUGAGAAAAGGGCCCUGGGAGGAGAUGGCAUCCUGGAAGCCACAGGAGAAGAGGCAAAUUCAAAUGCUGAGAACCCCAAGCUGAUAUCAGCAAUGCUGUGUGCUGCUCUGUAUCCAAAUGUAGUGCAGGUGAAAAGCCCAGAAGGGAAGUUUCAGAAGACCAGUACUGGAGCUGUCAGAAUGCAACCAAAAUCAGAUGAGCUGAAGUUUGUCACCAAGAACGAUGGAUAUGUGCACAUUCACCCUUCAUCAGUGAACUAUCAGGUCAGACACUUUGACAGCCCCUACCUGCUGUACCACGAGAAGAUCAAAACUAGUCGGGUGUUCAUCCGCGACUGCAGCAUGGUGUCUGUGUACCCGCUGGUCUUGUUCGGAGGAGGCCAAGUGAAUGUGCAGCUUCAAAGGGGAGAGUUCGUCGUCUCCUUGGAUGAUGGUUGGAUUCGUUUUGCGGCUGCUUCCCAUCAGGUGGCUGAAUUAGUAAAGGAAUUGCGCUGCGAGCUUGACCAGCUCCUCCAGGAUAAGAUCAAGAACCCGAGCAUAGACCUGUGCAUGUGUCCUCGAGGAUCCCGCAUCAUCAGCACGAUUGUGAAGCUUGUCACCACACAAUAAAGACCCGUCUUAGGAGAGUGCUUGCUACUCACCUGCUUCUUGUUCACCCGGGAAACAGCAGCAGCACCUCUACCUCGAACUCAAGCUCUGAUGAAGGAGCCCAGGGCCUGCACUGCCCAGGCUGCCAAGGCACCGCAUUCCCUUAGGGAAAUUGUCCAGACUGAGUAUUUCUAACAGCAGUGGGCACUCCCAGCACAAUUGGAGUGUCGUGGUAAGACAGUCUACAGACCCGCCUGCCUGUCUUUUUCCCUGGGACUGUCCUAGAAUGAAUGAAAUGCGCCUGAUAACACACAAGUGAAUGUGUAUUCUGUUUUAAUCUGCAUAUUCUUUUUCUCCUGCUUUUUACUGGGGUGAGAUAAGGGCAUGAGGAGAGAUACUGAUUGUUGUUUCUAUCAUACAGGCUCAACUGAGAGAAGUUAGAACAGAGAAGAAAAAAAAUCAUGUGAGCAAGAAAGAUUAAAAUUUCAUUGUAGGCUAUUGGCUACAGAGUAAACUUGAUUUGUGAGGGAUUUUUAUUUUUACUCAUUCAAGGUAAGCCUUAAAAAAUAAACUUAAUGAGUUCUUAAUUGUUACUAAAAUGCAAGCUGGUCUUAUCCACAACACUCUAAUUCUUAAAAGCAGAACCGUCUGAGUGUCUUUAUUCUCCUGUAGGUUUUCCAUUUAGAAAUUACUUUCUUCUGAACUCACCCGGAUCUAAUGGCCACAUUUCACAUUACCCAAAAGGAAUUUUAAUGGUAUUCUCAGAGCAAAGUUGGCAUGGUUGAGGGAGAAAGGGUUGCCAUGCCAGUGUCAGAUUUACAGUCAUAAAAAUGCCUUCCAUGAGACUUAUUUCAGCCACCACUUAGGUUAAUGGAGCACUGGCAUUUUGAAAAAAUAGGAGUACAUGUAUAUUUUCCCCUGGCAUUUAUCAGUGUGGCCAGGAAGAAUCCCAAAGAACUGGGUGGAAAAAUAUUCCUGUUUGUCUAGCCCUCAAGUUUCAUACCAUAGCUAACAUUCAAACUAAUCGAGAAAAACCACCUCAAUGAAGGGUGUUCCCUUUUUAAGAUUUUAUUUUAGUUAAAUAAGACUCUUAGACUGUCCAAAUUGAUCAUUAUGAGGUGUAUUUAAGCACCAGUGCACUUAAGCAGAGUGCAGACAAUAUCCAAGCCCUGACUUGCUAUUGAAACAGGCUCAGAUUACAAAAAUGAUUAGGCUUGGACACUUAGGAGAAAUGAAGGCUAAAACUGCACUGAGCCUCUAAACAAGUUUUUAAAAGCCGUUUUGACUCUUGGUGCUAUAGUGGAGCGCACGCUGCCCUAGCAGAGCCGUGGGGACUGGUAACACGUUUGCAGCAGAGCACACAGCUGGGAGCGCGCUGACUACAAAACUUCCGGUUCCAAGGGCUGAGAAGUUGCUCCCCUCAGGAAGCCCUUCUUGGGCUGGUUACUUGCAGCCACAUACACAUGCACAAAUCCUACCCUUUCAUAGGUGGCCAGGAUGUGAAAAGGUUGGACACCUUGAAUAAGAAAAUCCUCACCCCAAAACUCUUAAAAUUUAUGAACUAUGAAAUAAGAUUACUCCUUUGUGAUUAAAGGUCAAAAUGCAGUAGAGUAUUUCACUGUGGCCUGGAUUUCUAAGCCCCAACAAGAUUGUCAGCACGUAAUGUUAAUUUUGUUAAGAACUCUGUGGAUGUUUUCUGAAAUAUUUGUUUUACUUUUAUUGGAUUCUAGUUAGGGAAUCGUAUUAAUAAAAUACUGGCUACAAAAUUA
Myotis brandtii (Brandt's bat) is the source of this 6276-nucleotide messenger RNA. RefSeq names its product DEAH (Asp-Glu-Ala-Asp/His) box polypeptide 57 (gene DHX57). The record is from RefSeq and is a predicted model, not a curated record. Gene Ontology annotation, cellular component: intracellular anatomical structure. Bases 392 to 4528 code for a protein of 1378 amino acids. Gene Ontology annotation, molecular function: ATP binding; RNA binding; metal ion binding. Lineage: Eukaryota; Metazoa; Chordata; Mammalia; Chiroptera; Vespertilionidae. The transcript is spliced from 24 exons.